Molecule: messenger RNA, 1005 nt
Organism: Spinacia oleracea (spinach)
Lineage: Eukaryota; Viridiplantae; Streptophyta; Magnoliopsida; Caryophyllales; Amaranthaceae
Exons: 3
Coding region: 75-887 (270 amino acids)
Cellular component (GO): nucleosome
Molecular function (GO): structural constituent of chromatin; DNA binding; protein heterodimerization activity
Source: RefSeq, a predicted model, not a curated record
CAUUUCCCACCACAAUCAAAACCAAAACCCUAAAAUUUCAAUUUAGAGAUUUCAAAGCUUUUCAGAGAGAGAAAAUGUCAGGAAGAGGAAAGGGAGGAAAGGGUUUGGGAAAGGGAGGAGCCAAGAGGCACAGGAAGGUUCUCAGGGAUAAUAUCCAGGGUAUUACCAAGCCUGCUAUUCGUCGUCUUGCUCGUCGUGGUGGUGUUAAGAGGAUCAGUGGUUUGAUCUAUGAAGAAACUCGCGGUGUUCUCAAGAUCUUUCUAGAGAAUGUGAUUAGAGAUGCUGUUACCUACACUGAGCACGCUCGCCGGAAGACGGUGACCGCCAUGGAUGUUGUGUAUGCGCUCAAGAGGCAAGGCCGUACUCUAUAUGGUUUCGGUGGUGGGAUGGAUUUUGAAGAGCUUGAAGAGCUUUACAACCUGGAACAAAGUCAAGGCUUUGAGGAAGGCUUUGAGUUUAUUGAGGUGACAUUUUAUUCUGAAUCUGAAAGUGAUGAUGAAACUGAAUUAGAAAAUUAUGUAGAAAUUAACGCAAAUCCAGUUACAGUAGUUAUAGAAUUCGAUGAAAGAGAGAAAAUGUCAGGAAGAGGGAAGGGAGGAAAGGGGUUGGGAAAGGGAGGAGCCAAGAGGCACAGGAAGGUUCUCAGGGAUAAUAUCCAGGGUAUUACCAAGCCUGCUAUUCGUCGUCUUGCUCGUCGUGGUGGUGUUAAGAGGAUCAGUGGUUUGAUCUAUGAAGAAACUCGCGGUGUUCUCAAGAUCUUUCUAGAGAAUGUGAUUAGAGAUGCUGUUACCUACACUGAGCACGCUCGCCGUAAGACGGUGACCGCCAUGGAUGUUGUCUAUGCGCUCAAGAGGCAAGGCCGUACUCUAUAUGGUUUCGGUGGUUAGGGUUUGUUUUUAGGGUUUCUGUUUAGAUCUAAUUGUAGUUUGAAUAUGCUUUUAAUUAUUGUUUGAUGUAAUUGCGAAUUUGAAUCGAAUGUGAAAUAUAUGGGGUUUAUUCAUGCUA